CACACAAAGGUUGUAAUUCGCCAUUUAGAAAUAAAGUUUUCUUCUGUCAAGGAAACUGUCAUGGCUGCGCCCAUGCCUAACGAUCAUAGCUGUUUUUUUGCUUUGGCUCUCUGUGUUUCAUUUCUCAAAUGUCUUUUGAUAAAUGCCUACCACUCUACGGACUUUGAAGUACAUAGGAACUGGCUUGCCCUGACUCACAGUCUGCCAGUAUCACAGUGGUAUUAUGAGGCAACAUCUGAAUGGACAUUGGAUUAUCCUCCCCUGUUUGCUUGGUUUGAAUAUGGACUUUCUCAUAUUGCCCGAUUUUUUGAUAAGGAGAUGCUGGUUGUUCAGAAUCUGAAUUAUGCAAGUCCAGCCACAGUCCUGUUCCAAAGGCUGUCAGUCAUUGCAGCUGAUGUGGUCUUGAUUUAUGCUGUUAAAGAAUGCUGCAAAUGUUUGCGAGAAGACAAAGGAAAGGACCUUCUGGGAAAGCCAUCUUUCAUUCUGACAGUGUUAGUACUGUGGAACUUUGGCCUUCUAAUUGUUGACCAUAUUCAUUUUCAGUAUAAUGGCUUCCUGUUUGGAGUUCUACUUCUAUCAAUAGCAAGACAUUUCCAGAAUAGACACUUAGAGGGGGCUUUGCUGUUUUCAAUACUUCUAAACUUGAAGCAUAUAUAUCUAUACAUCGCUCCUGCAUACGGUAUCUUCCUGCUGAGAUGUUUUUGUUUCACCCAGAACAAUGCAGAUGGGUCUUUGCAGUGGAGAGGAUUCAGUCCCUUGCGACUGGUUGCACUAGGAACUAUUGUCUUGACUACUUUUGCAGUGUCUUUUGGACCCUUUAUAGCACUGGGUCAGCUUCCACAAGUCCUGUCACGACUCUUCCCCUUCAAACGUGGCCUGUGUCAUGCGUACUGGGCACCAAACAUCUGGGCGCUUUACAAUAUAGCAGAUAAAGCUUUUUCCAUUCUGGGUGUGAAAUUGAAACUGCUUGACACAAACACACUUCCCAAGGCCUCGAUGACUGGUGGUCUGGUUCAAGAGUUUCAGCACUCUGUGCUUCCUUCAGUUUCUCCUUUAGCAACCCUUGCUUGUACGUUACUGUCAGUGUUGCCUGCUCUUCUCAGGAUAUGGCAUAGACCUGAUGGAGCGAGAGGAUUCUUGCGCUGCCUUGUCAUUUGUGCCCUUGGAUCCUUUAUGUUUGGUUGGCAUGUACAUGAGAAAGCCAUUCUGAUGGUCAUACUUCCUUUAAGUUUGCUCGCUGUGGAGAGUAGAGAAGAUGCCAGGAUUUUUCUUAUCCUCAGUAUUACUGGUCACUAUUCCUUAUUUCCACUCCUCUUCACAACCCAAGAGUUGCCCCUUAAAAUAUUUAUAAUGUUGCUGUUUACAAUCUUCAGUUUCACUUCCCUAAAAACGCUGUUCAGGAAGGGUGGGUCUUUGUUGAACCCGCUGGAAGCCACGUAUCUCUUGGGCUUGAUUCCUCUGGAGCUCAUCUGUGAGUUUGUUUACCCGCUGACAGUCUGGCAGAAGACGUUCCCCUUCCUCCCUCUGAUGUUCACCUCAGUGUACUGCGCACUGGGAGUGACAUAUGCCUUCAUCAGACUAUAUAUUUCAUUGCUGACAUGUUCAGACACCACUAAAAGGAUCAAAACACAGUGAAUCAGAGGCUAGGUUUAAUUUCUAGAAACUGUUUAUUUCUGUUGAGUUGGACAAAAAUGUUUUGUUGGACCAAAAUUAUAGAUUUGUAGAUAUCUCAGGAUUUGUUUGGGGAUGGUUUGUGGGAGUAUCUCGGUACUCAGCUGUUUAUUACUUUAUUGAAUAUAGACUAUGGAUACAAAUGUUUAUUUUUGUUGUAUUUUGCUCAUUAAACUUUCCUAUAACCUGCA
Molecule: messenger RNA, 1862 nt
Organism: Rhinichthys klamathensis goyatoka
Lineage: Eukaryota; Metazoa; Chordata; Actinopteri; Cypriniformes; Leuciscidae
Gene: alg8
Product: ALG8 alpha-1,3-glucosyltransferase
Exons: 13
Coding region: 61-1635 (524 amino acids)
Biological process (GO): protein N-linked glycosylation
Cellular component (GO): endoplasmic reticulum membrane
Molecular function (GO): dolichyl pyrophosphate Glc1Man9GlcNAc2 alpha-1,3-glucosyltransferase activity
Source: RefSeq, a predicted model, not a curated record